Messenger RNA from Aspergillus ochraceoroseus IBT 24754, 2192 nucleotides. RefSeq names its product Zn(II)2Cys6 transcription factor. The transcript has 4 exons. Gene Ontology annotation, biological process: regulation of DNA-templated transcription. NCBI's taxonomy places the organism in Eukaryota, Fungi, Ascomycota, Eurotiomycetes, Eurotiales, Aspergillaceae. The coding region runs from base 375 to 2192 and encodes 605 amino acids. Gene Ontology annotation, molecular function: zinc ion binding; DNA-binding transcription factor activity, RNA polymerase II-specific. The record is from RefSeq and is a predicted model, not a curated record.
UAUUUCACCCAGAAAGAGGGAUGCAGAGAAGACGAAAAUGUAUACAAUCCAAUAGAAAUACACCGCUUUUCCCCCGGAGGCUUUUGCUUUUCCCCAAAGGGGGAUCGCCAAUUUCGUCUCUCCGCGGGCUCAUGAUUAUAGUCGCUUUUCCUCAAUUCUUCCUCACUUUGGCUUUCUUUGCAUUGGGGUUUCAUUGGGGUUUCCCCCCCUCUCCUGACUGUGCUUAUCUGUAUUCUUUCUAUCUACUAACCUCCCUCCAUCUCCGCUCUCCUCUCACUUCCCUGCUCUCGCCCCAGGAUGGGGAGUGGUGGUGUCAUGCUCGGAUACUCUGGUCGAGACGUUUUCGCUCGGUUGUCCUAUCCUAAUCCAACGCCAUGACCAAAGGUUGCUAUACCUGCCGUCGCCGCCGCAUCAUCUGCGACAAUGCACUCCCCACGUGUCGGAAGUGUCGGGGUGCGGGGAAAGAAUGUCUGGGGUAUCAGAAACCUCUCGUUUGGGUCAAAGGGGGGGUCGCCAGUCGGGGCAAGAUGAUAGGUCUCAGUUUCGACGACGUUCAGAAGGAUACCGAGACACAGGAUAAUUUGUCCACUUCCGCCAACUUUCCCGAGAAUGCGGAACUUCUGCAUCCAUCGAGUCUCCCACCACCACCACAGGUGGAGACAGAAGCGGAAUGCGCCGAUCGCCACCAAGGGGCUCCUGUGGCUGUGAAUCGUGUUCCGAUACCUUGGGUCCUGACGGAUCCGCUGUUCAAGGACUGCAGUCGCAUGUCCAGGUUUUAUAUUGAUCAUUUCAAUCACAACGUCACAAGGUAUCUCGCUUUAUACUCAGACGUGAGGAAUCCGUUCCGAGAUCUUAUCCCCUUAGUCAGUGAUUCGCCUGUCAUCUCUUACUCCCUCGCCGCCACGGGAGCCCUUCACCAUGCUAUCCUCGUAAACGGGGAGUUUUCCCCCAUGCCGUGGUCCGCGGACAGGUUAUCGACCAGUGGAAUACCCUCACCUCCCGAAGAGGCUCCACCAACUGAGAUUAGCUCCCUGGUCCGACGCCCAUCAACAAGAUCAUAUGAACAUUUCCUCGGUCUCAAGCAACGUGCGCUCCAUCAGCUAUCGCAGGAUAUUUGCGAUCCCGUCAUGCGAAAUGACAACAUGACACUGGCGGCAAUUAUGGUCUUUGCCCUUAUGGACGCCAUCGAAUCCGGGCAUGCAGCGUGGAAAUUCCAUCUGGAGGGGGCCAAAAAAAUCAUCCAGAAUCGCGAACACGACCCGACAAGCCAGGCACGAAGAAUGAUGAACUGGGUGGACGAUUUUGCUACUGAUGGAUGUCUUCUAAUCCAACUAAUGGGCUCUACGCUGGCUCGACCCGGUUCGCUCUCGAAGCCGUUUUACUCUUCCGCAAUGGGCUUGCCGGUUCUAAAACGUCUCGAAGAAACGUCAUGGGUAGGGUGUCCCGCCUACCUGCUUGAAGCUAUCCUCUUGGUCCAUGCCUUCUUUGAUCUCGAACCGGAUGCCAACUCCUCCCCACAUGUCCCCGAAGGCUCAAAUCCACUCCAAUGUCCCGACAAAAUCACCCUGCACAUUCAAGCCUUUGACCCCGUUGCCUGGGCCGAAUCGCUCCAGAGCUACCUUUACCUCCCCGACCUCUCCAUGCGGAUCGCCCUCGCCACCAUCUACAAAGCUUCCGUCUACCUCUACGCUACCCGGGUCCUCUCCCGCCCCGUCCCGGCUCCACCAUCUCCACGACCCUUGGUCUGCCCCCCAGACCAUGCCGAGGUCGCCGCCCUCCUGAUCCACCAGAUCUCUCUGAUCCCCGUCUCCGACCCUCACUUCAAAUGCCUCAUCUGGCCCUCCUUCAUCGCCGGUGCCGAAUGUAGAGACCCCGCCCAACGCCCUUUCCUCCUUGAAUCCCUCCGCACCCUCUACUUCCUCAUCACCAGCGUCAACAUCCGCAACGCCGCCUGGGUCCUAACUCUGAUGUGGCGCAAGCGCGACCUGAGACGCGGGGGGGAUCCAAGUUCCCCCGGCCCGGACAAUGCCACUGCGAGUUGCUUCUCGACUGCCUCCACGGCGACGCGUCUCAGCCUUCAUAAUGAUAAUUUUAACGACGACGACAAUAAUGAUGAUGAUGAUGAUGAUGAUGAUGACUUUGACUGGAUACAGGAACUGGAUGACUCCCAGGUUGAUUGGCUUUUUAUCUAA